AUGUCAGAUUUAGGUAGAAAGAAUUUCUCAGAUAAAGUUUCAGAAGCUGUUACCCCAGAAGAUCAAAAAUCAGGUUUCGAAAAAGUCAAAGAAACCGUCACUGAUAAAGCUGACGAAUUUGCUGCUAAAGGUACCCCAGAUAACCAAAAAUCAUUUGGUCAAACCAUUGCUGAUUCUGCCAAACAAGGUCAUGAUGAUGCCAAAGCUGAAGUUUCCGGUCAAGAAGCUACUUUAGCUGAUACUGCCGGUGAAUACUUAGAAGCCGCUAAAGAACAAGCUGCCAAUGCCGUUAACUACGUUAGUGGUGUUGUUACUGGUGCUACCGAAGGUGCCAAAAAAGCCUCCGACUCCAAAUAA
This is a messenger RNA of Yamadazyma jaroonii, 357 nucleotides long. The record is from the annotation of a GenBank genome assembly. Lineage: Eukaryota; Fungi; Ascomycota; Pichiomycetes; Serinales; Debaryomycetaceae.